AAUGUCAAGGAAUAUGGAAAGUAAAAGGAUCGCCAUGUUGACAACAAAUGAAAAACGAUAUUACAAAACUGAGAGUGUUCAACGGUGCUCAAUAUACCUAACAUGGAGGCUAGAUAUGCGCUCUACAUUGUAUAGUUAUUUCGUGAUUGUAUGUGUUCGUGAGAAUGGCCUUAAUUUGUGCAGCAAAAUCGUGUAAAGCUCAUUACUUUGAAAAUGAGAAUUGUAAUUUAGUUCUUUUUCCAUUCCCGGAGGAUGAAGAAUCAUGUCGUUCGUGGGUUUUGCGUUCGAGAAGACUUGAUCUUUUAAGUAAAACUGCUGAAGAAAUACACUUAACAGAAUUUUUAUGUGAGCGUCACUUUGAAGACCACUGUUUAGAUAGAGCUGAUCCAGUUGCCCUGAAACCUAAGGCUAAACCUUCUGUUUUUGAUCAUGAUAUUAGCGAGUUUUCUGGUGAGAUCAAUGAGGAAAAAUCAGGAGCAACUCAUGUUAAUCCUGAUAUUGUUGUCAUACCAUGUGUCAUAAUGGAUGCUGGAGUGAACACUGAAGUAAUAGGAUAUGAUGGUGAAAAUAUUAAAGAAGAAUCAAUAGACAGGGCAGAUAUUGAGCGUGAACUGCAGUUAAUUCAUGAAAGAGAUUAUGUUGCAGAUGGUGUUCUUUCUGAAAACAAUGAAGGAAUUGAUGUUCAUCACCAAGUUAUAAAUGAACUACAACCCUCUGUGGAAGAUAACUCAAUUAUUGACCCAGAAACAGUAAUUGUUGAUAGUAUUCAUGCUGUUGACAGUUCUGAAUGGCAGGAGGGCUCUUUAACUCAUUUAGCUAAUCAAAUAUGCAGAAUUUGUGCUAAUGAAAACAUAGAAAUGAUAUCAAUAUUCGCAGAACAAAGUAUUCAGCUACAAAUUAUUGAUAAAAUUCAAUGGCAUCUACCUAUAGUGGUUAAAGAAGAUGAUAAAUUACCCCUAAAAGUGUGUACCAAUUGUGUGGCACUAAUUAAUUCUUGGCAUGAUUUAGUGGCAACAUGUGUUGAAACUGAUGCUAAGUUACGUAAGCUGUUUAAAGUUGAUGAGCAAUUUGACCCUUCCGCAAGUGUUUAUUGCAAUUUGAAUACUGCCAGUCCUGAUGAAACUUUACAGCCUAAUGUUGCUACAAUGCAGAAUGUCUUGAACAGUACUGCACUUGUAUCACAAUCAGACAGUCAGAACGUUCUUCCACUGGAUGAAAUUUCAUUACAGACCACUGAUGAUAGCAUGGGUUUGGAGAUAACCAAAGAAUCACACCUAAGCAAUCAGCCUGUUUCCAGAACCAUUGAAUUUUUCAAUGAACCGAAGGAAACUCAAGACAGAGCAAACAUCAGAGCUCUACAAAAUAAUAUAAGGGUGGAUGCUCUUAGUGUAAAUAAUAUUACCACAAACAACCAGUACAGUUUGGAAUGCACUCCAAAUGAAUCACAGGAAUCUAUUAGUUCCCUGAAAGAAGUCUACAGUAAAUCGUGUAGCAGAAUAGUGAUUCAUACCCAGUUACAGUCUGAACAGUGUGAUAAUGGCAGUGCCAAGUCAGCGAGUCUUCACUUGGAAGAUUCACUUAAUGAUGUAAAGUCAUCUAUUAAAGUACUUGGAGAUAAAGUGCCAGAAGAAAUGGAAGUAACAAUAAAAAUUGAAGAAGGAGAAGAAGAAUGUAAGGAAGAAGAAGAAGAAGAAGAGGAGGAGGAAGAACAAGGAGCAGAAGGUGAAGGAGGGGAUGAACAUGAUGAGGGAGAUGAAGCUCAAGUUAAUAUUAAUAAGUUCUUUUGUGAUAUUUGUCGAUUUUCUACAUUUAGGAAAAAAAAUUUACUUGUACAUAUUGCUAAAAAACAUACUGUGGCAGGAGUCCAGUUUACCUGUGGAUAUUGCGAUAAAGCGUUUGGUAAUGAGAAUCUGAAAAAGAUUCACGAACGUUCUCACAUUUUUCCAGAAAAGAAUCAUUCAACUCUGAAAAAGGGUCAUGAACGUUCUCACAUUUUCCCAGAAAAGAAUCCUACAACAGCCGCUUUUGUUUGCGAAUAUUGUGGUAGGUCUUUUCGUACUAGGAAGACCUUGAAAGAACAUCACAUCGCUCUUCACAGCGAUGAUAGACCCUAUAAAUGUGAUAAGUGUGAUAAAAAUUACGGUUCUCUUUCAAGUUUAGAUAUUCACAAAGCUACACAUUCCUCCGAAACUCCGUACUUGUGCGAUUUGUGUGGUAAAACAUUUAAACAUGUUAGCAAUCUUCGAAGCCAUAAGCGAUCUCACUUGGACGAAAGCGAUAAAAACAGACAAAUAUGUCUAAAAUGCGGGAAAGGUUUCAGAUCUCGAUUUCAUCUGUCAGAGCACAUGAACGUUCACGACGGCAACCGCCCAUACACGUGCGAAGUGUGUGGGAAGCGAUUCCACAAGAAGAUUCAGCUCCGGCAACACGGAUCCGCCCAUUCCGGCACGCAGCCUUACAAGUGCCCCAUAUGCGGCGUCCGCUUCAACCGCAGGGGCAACAUGACGCAGCACGUGAAGAGGCACAGCCAGGAGAGGAAGUACACGUGCCGCGUGUGCAACGAGGCGUUCCCCACGCUGGGCGCCGUGCUGAACCACCGCAAGAAGCACUCGGAGGUGGAGGUGCAGCGCAGCAUGCAGCAGCAGCACCAGCAGCAGCAGCUGGCGGGCGAGGACCCCGACGAGGCGGCCUUCAAGUGCACGGUGUGCGGGAAGCUGCUGGCCAAGAAGGAGUCGCUGUCCAUCCACAUGCGUUCGCACACGGGCGAGAAGCUGUACCCGUGCCCCGAGUGCGGCAAGCGCCUCUCCAACAAGGGCUCGCUCACCUACCACAUGCGCUCCUUCCACACGGGCGAGCGGCCGUACUCGUGCCGCUUCUGCGGCGACGGCUUCCUCUCCAAGGAGGCGCGCCUGGUGCACGAGCGCAUCCACACGGGCGAGAAGCCGUACGAGUGCCUGGUGUGCGGCAUGGCGUUCCGCUGCUCCAGCAACCUGGCGCAGCACGCGCGCGUGCACUCGGACGCGCGCCCGCACCCGUGCCUGACGUGCGGCAAGCGCUUCCAGCGUAAGGGCGCGCUCGACGUGCACAUGCGCACGCACACGGGCGAGCGGCCGUACGCGUGCGACCUGUGCGGGCGCGCCUUCACGCAGAAGAACGACAUGCUGAAGCACCGGCGCACGCACACCAACGAGAAGCCGCACCGGUGCGACGUGUGCCCGAGCCUCUUCUCGCACAAGCGCGACCUCGUCAAGCACCGCGCGGCCAAGCACCAGCUGGAGGACGCGGCCCCGGCGCCCGCGCCCGGCGCCGCCGCGCCCGACCAGCAGCAGCAGCAGCAGCAGCACCACCUGCCCGAGGCGGCCGAGGCCGACCCGGCCGACCACGACCCCGACGCGGACGCCGACCUGCCCACGCAGACGGUCGUCAUCACCGCCCCCGACGCCCUGCUCACCGCCUUCCCCGAGAUCGCCGUCCCGGGCAUGGAGCACGCGCAGACCGUCAUUCUGCAGAGGUUCUGAACGCCGCGUCGCGCCGCCCCGCCCCUCCCCGCGACUGACUCUCGCACGGUGCGACACCGUUGUUUUUCGUUUUCCGAAAUUGUAUGCUCUGUGGGGAAGCCUAAAUGGGGUUGUGCAAUUAGUACAUUUAAUGUGUUAAUAUCCACACUGUUUACAGUAAAUGAGUAUUAUUCUGUUGAAAAUAUAUAAAAACUAUUAUUGUUUUACUUCAAAAGUGUGUAAUUAUCUGCCUUGUGUAUGUUGCUACACAGCAAUACCCACUGUGCAUCUUAGUACUUUUUUCUAUAACGAAUACUUAUUUUAUCUAUUGAAAGUAAUUAAAAAAAUUAUCUUGGAACAAAUGUUAAACUUAGUGGUGCUUUUGAUUUUGUCUCAGUCUUAUUAUUGUUGUAAUGAUCAUAUGUUUGAAAAGCCUUAAACAUUAUCUCUGAGGUAAUGUUAAUGAAACAAAGUUUGAGGGGAGAAUUUGCCUAAUUUUGGUAAUUGAUCUUUUCCAUGAUCCUGUGCUUGUGUGUUGUUUGUGAUGAAGUCUGUACAUAUUAUUUUUAGUUGAAAUAUUUGUUGAACCCACUAUCCUCUUUCUUUUGUGGGGAGAUGAUAAGCUCCCUUCUCCAGAAAGCGAUGGUGGACAAAAAUCAUUAAACUUAGUAUUUCAUAUCUCUAAUGCAGCAAAUAUCUGCAAUAUUUUUUGUAUGUUAUAUAUUUUUGUCAUUAAAUGUAGAUACAGUUACAA
Messenger RNA from Gryllus bimaculatus (two-spotted cricket), 4251 nucleotides. The record is from the annotation of a GenBank genome assembly. NCBI's taxonomy places the organism in Eukaryota, Metazoa, Arthropoda, Insecta, Orthoptera, Gryllidae.